This is a messenger RNA of Debaryomyces tyrocola, 162 nucleotides long. The record is from the annotation of a GenBank genome assembly. NCBI's taxonomy places the organism in Eukaryota, Fungi, Ascomycota, Pichiomycetes, Serinales, Debaryomycetaceae.
AUGAAACUAGAUUCGUGUCUCAAGUAUAACGCGCCUAUCGUGUUUACUACUAACAACGAAACACACACGAACUCCUUUUGGCUCGUCAAUAUGGGGUGUUCUGGGCCACGAAGCGUGAAUUUCUGUAGCUUCUAUUUCGUGUUUUACAAUAUCUCAAAGUAA